AUGUUUAGACAAAUUUAAAAUAAAUCUGUAUAUUUAUUUACCUAAUUAAAGCCAAAUUACCCAAUACAAAACAUUCGUAAUUUUAACAUUAUUGCACAUAUAGACCAUGGUAAAUCAACAUUAGCAGAUCGUAUUUUAGAAUUAACAGGCAGUAUAAAAGCCGGUAUUUAAUAUUUAGAUAAAUUAAAAGUUGAAAAAGAACGUGGAAUAACCGUAAAAGCAUAAUCAGCAUCAAUGGAAUACACAUAUAAUAACACAAAAUAUCUUUUAAAUUUAAUAGAUACACCUGGUCACGUAGAUUUUCAUUACGAAGUUUCUCGUAGUAUGCGUUCUUGUAAUGGAAGUUUAUUAUUAGUAGAUGCUUGUUAAGGCAUAUAAGCAUAAACAUUAAGCAAUUAUGAAAAAGCUAAAUAAAAUAAUUUAAAAAUAAUACCCAUAAUAAAUAAAAUAGAUAUGCCAGCAGCUAAUCCAGAAGACGUUUCAGAAUAAAUGUAAUUAUUAUUCGAAAUAGAACCGGAAGAAAUACAUUAUAUUAGUGCCAAAACAGGGAAAGGAGUUUAAAAUAUACUUGAUGAAAUUAUUUUAAAAAUACCUCCUCCGGAAGCUGAUAUAAAUAAGCCUUUUAAAUCUUUUAUAAUUGAUAGUUGGUUUUCGAAAGAUUAAGGAGUUAUUAUGUUAGCUUAAAUCAAAGAUGGUUUUAUAUCAAAAGGUGAAUAUAUCUAAUCAUGUGCUUUUAAAAAAAAAUACGAAAUUUUUGAAGUAUGUAUAUAUAUAUAUAUAUAAAGUUUAUAUAUUAAGGUAGGAGUAUUAAACCCUGAAAUGACCCCCAAAGCACGCCUAACAGCAGGUGAAGUUGGCUAUAUUUUUGCAAAUAUGAAAUAAGUGACAGAUGCUAGAGUAGGUGAUACAUUUCAUAAAGUUGAUUAAGUUAUAGAGCCUGAACCUGGUUUUUAACCUGUACACUCGAUGGUAUUUGCUGGUUUAUAUCCUGAUGAUCCUGACGACUACCCUAAUUUGUAAAAAAGUAUUCAUAAAUUAGCUCUUACAGACCCUGCAGUGAGUAUUUAUAAAGAAAGUUCGGCAGCUUUAGGUCCAGGGUUUAGAUGUGGAUUUUUAGGUUUGUUGCAUAUGGAUGUAUUUAAAUAAAGAUUAGAUGAUGAAUAUGGUUUAGGGUGUUUUUUAACUACACCGAAUGUACCAUAUAGAGCCAAAUUAAAAGGAUAAGAUAAAAUUAUUGAAAUAGAAAAUGCAUUAAUGGCCCCAGAAGAAGUAAAUGUGGAAUAUUAUGAAGAACCAAUAGUAGAAGCAACUAUUAUUUGCCCAAAAGAAUAUAUAUAGGAAGUAUUAAAUUUUUGUUCUGAAAGGAGAGGGAUUUAAAAAGAAAUUCAUUUAAUUGAUGAUAAAAGAUAAAAAAUAAAAUUCGAGUUCCCUUUAAUAAUUUUAUUAAUGGGUGAACCGGUUGAUACUUUAUCUUUUAUGGUGCAUGAAAGAAGGGCAUAGUAGUUUGGAAAACUAAUUUGUGGAAAAUUAAAAGAUAAAUUACCUGCAUAAUAGUUUACGCUAAUUAUUUAGGCUAAAGUGGGGAGUAAGAUUAUUGCAAAGGAAGAAAUUUCUUAGAUGAGGAAAAAUGUUACUGCUAAAUGUUACGGAGGAGAUUAUUCAAGGAAAAAAAAAUUAUUGGAAAGACAAAAAGAAGGAAAAAAAAAUUAAGAUAAAUUGGAAAUGUAUAAAUUGAUAAAGAUAUUUUUGUAGAUAUUCUUAAAAAUUGAGUAAUUUUUUUUUUUUUUUUUUAAUGUAAUAUAUAUAUAUAUAUUGGUAUAUGUUACGUCUUAUUUUUAUAAUGUAAUAAUAUGUUUAUUAUUAUUACAGUUUAUUUCUUAUUAUAAAAAAUUUAAUUUUUUUAUUCAAUCUUUAAAUUAUCUAUUUAAAAAAUUUUCAGGAUUAUCAUCAUUAACUUAAUUUUUUUUAAUUUUUUUUUUUAAUUUUAAUAAAUAUUUUAACUUUUGCUUUUCGCAUCAGAAUUAUUUGAAUCUUCAUCUUCAUUUUUGA
Ichthyophthirius multifiliis is the source of this 2049-nucleotide messenger RNA. RefSeq lists its product as hypothetical. Gene Ontology annotation, cellular component: mitochondrion. Lineage: Eukaryota; Ciliophora; Oligohymenophorea; Hymenostomatida. Gene Ontology annotation, biological process: positive regulation of translation. The transcript has 4 exons. Gene Ontology annotation, molecular function: GTPase activity; GTP binding; mitochondrial ribosome binding. The record is from RefSeq and is a predicted model, not a curated record.